AUGCCAGUGGUGCAGGGCCCCUUUCCAAGUGCUGAUUGCUUUGCAGAAUGGACAGGGCCGGUGUGGAAGAAGACCUGGAUGGGAGCCGGUAACAAUUGGAAGAACCAAAGCUGGGUGCUGCACAAGAUCGAGAUUUGCUUUGAUGAGAAAACAGUGACCGAGGUGUGGAGGAAGGCGACGCCCCAGAUGAAUGACAACAUCGGCGGCGACCAGGUGCUGGCAGCCGAGGCUGAGGGCCCCAAGGACAGCAAGAAGCGCAAGGACCCCAAGGACAAUUUUGACAAGAAGGACCCCAAGGACAAUCACAAGAAGAAGGACACUAAUAAGAAGAAGGGGCCAAAUGCCGCGCGCAAGAAGCCCUCCCAGCGGUCCCAGGGCAAGACGAAGGAUCUCGACCGCGUACGACACUUUGAUUGGGAGUGGGGUUAA
Cladocopium goreaui is the source of this 429-nucleotide messenger RNA. Lineage: Eukaryota; Dinophyceae; Suessiales; Symbiodiniaceae. The record is from the annotation of a GenBank genome assembly.